Peromyscus eremicus (cactus mouse) is the source of this 1301-nucleotide messenger RNA. It is a transcript of the gene Ldoc1, whose product is annotated as LDOC1 regulator of NFKB signaling. The coding region runs from base 36 to 458 and encodes 140 amino acids. The transcript has a single exon. Lineage: Eukaryota; Metazoa; Chordata; Mammalia; Rodentia; Cricetidae. The record is from RefSeq and is a predicted model, not a curated record.
CGAGUCCAGAGCCGAGUCCUUCCCAGCGAUUCACCAUGUUCGAUGAGCAGUUGUUGCUUCUGCGCGCGCUUCUGGUGCGACAACGCGCCCUGAUCAUGGAGAACAACCAGCUCAUGCAACAGCUGGGGUGGCUGGUGUGUGAGCGGGCCACGCUGCUGCGCCAGGUACGUCUGCCUAACUAUCCGGUGCCGUUCCCGUCAAAGUUUGAUGGCGAGAACUCCCGGCUCCCCGAAUUUUUGGUGCAAACGAUGUCUUACAUGAUUGUGAAUGACGAUUUCUUCUGCAACGACGCCAUGAAAGUGGCGUUCAUGAUCAGCCUCCUCACCGGGGAAGCCGAGGAGUGGGUGGUGCCGUACCUCGAGAUGGAUAACCCCGUCAUCAGUGAUUAUCGGGCCUUUGUUGAAGAGAUGAAGCAGUGUUUUGGCUGGUAUGACAACGAAGAUGAUGAUGACUUUUAAGAGGCUGAUUACUAGGCCCUGAGCCCCCUUAGGCCUAGAGGGGGAGGGCCCUGCAUGGCACCUCCUCCCUACCCCCACCUGCUAUACUCCUAGUGCCUCUGCGCUCCCUUUUGCGUUGCCAUCUUUUUCCCUGCCAGUCACUUGGCUCCUUUGUCCCUUUUAGUGCUUGUCUUUGUUCCAGUUACCUGCUGUAAGUGCUUGAAUUGGGCCUGGGCCUUCCUCUGAAGCUCACAGUGUUCAAUUUUAACCAGUCCAGGUACUCUUCUCCCCCUAAUCUGAACUGUGUUUUGAGCUCCAGCCAUUGUCCAGGACUGUCUUAGAACUGGUCAGACCACCUGCAUUCCUGCUGCUGGCUUCCACUGGAUCGCCAUCCUACAUCUGCCCAGAAAUGUCUGCCUGUCACCUCACCGCCACCACCACCCAUCUCAUCUCAUCUGCAGCCAUCCACAGGAUAAGGACCAAGAAGAAGACGAUGGAGUUGCCUACACCUAUUCAGACUUUGAUUUGGACAGCUCACCAACCCUUGAAGGGGCCAGUCUUAACAGCCUGGUUAGUUCUGCACCUACACCCAGGUUCCUCCUCUACUCUGCCAGAUGGCUGCAGGAGCCUGAUGUGCCUGCUUGACAGUUGAAAUGUUGACAUUUCUUUUUCUCCUAUGCAUCAGUUUUGCACAGCUGUCAUUUUUCUUACCGAAUUGCAGCAGUCUCAGAUGUGGACAUGUGGACAAGUAGUACUAAAAUAAAAACAAGCGAACAGGCAUUUAGCCCAGAUCCUCUCUAGUACCUGGAAAAAGCAAUGGCAUUCUUUUCAAUAAAUAUCAAGCACUGCAAAAUAGAAAGAAAA